UGGUUGAGCCCAGCGAGGUUACCGGAAGUUGUUUCAGCUGCCAUGUUUGGUUGCUUUGUUGUAGGCUUCUACUUGGUUUCCUUCAGAAUUAGUAAGUGUGGAAAUGGAGCCGAGCUGGAGUACGUUUCUUUUUCAACAGGCAAAUGAAGCCCUCCACCACCAGCAUCAGGUGGCCCAGAACAGCCUGCUGCCACUCCUUAAUGCAGGAGCUGAACAAGUUGACCAGAAGCCUGUCCUGCCCAUCCAAAUAGACCAGAAGCCCCCCACCAGCGCCGCUGAUCUCCUCAAAGACAAUGUGGCCAGCGGAGGCGGCGGGCGGCCACUAGUGCCUGUCAUAAAGAAGGAACACAAAGGCAAAACGCCUUUCGUCUGUGGCUACUGCAACAAGGCCUUCCGCGACAGCUACCACCUGCGACGCCAUGAGUCCAGCCACACCGGUAUUAAGAUGGUGUCUCGGCCGAAGAAGACCGCCCAGACGGCCCCCACCAUGGUACCCAUGAUCUCCACCAUGCCGCGAGAGAACAACGGCCACCCUUCCUACAUCUCCACGGUAGCGGGCAUUCUCUCGACAGCGACCACCUCCGUUUCCUCGAGUAUCAUGACGUCGUCCGCGAUGGGCAACGUGCCGCAGCAAAACAUCCCCAAGAAACCCGCCAAACCCGUCAAGAAAAACCACGGUUGUGAGAUGUGUGGCAAGGCCUUCCGCGACGUCUACCACCUGAACCGCCACAAGUUGUCCCAUUCGGACGAGAAGCCCUUCGAGUGCCCCAUCUGCCAGCAACGCUUUAAAAGGAAGGACAGGAUGACCUACCAUGUUCGCUCUCAUGACGGGGGAGUCCACAAGCCCUAUGUAUGUUCUGUGUGUGGGAAAGGCUUUUCCAGGCCAGACCACUUGAGCUGCCAUGUGAAGCAUGUGCAUUCCUCAGAAAGGCCGUUUAAAUGUCAAGUAACGGCCUGUACCUCUGCUUUCGCCACCAAAGACAGACUCCGUUCCCACAUGAUCAGGCAUGAAGGCAAGGUCACUUGUAGCAUCUGUGGGAAGAUGCUGAGUGCAGCCUACAUCACCAGCCAUUUAAAGACUCACGGACAGACCAACUUUAACUCCUGUAACAAAGAAGGUAACGAAGUCUGCAACUCUGCCUCAGCUACACCUGUGACCGUUUCUGCCCCCAUCACCACGGCGAUGAACCGGGGCAACAUCAACCACCCUGUGACCAUAGCCGCACAAAUGAACAUUAGCACCAACACAGUCAACAUCACGUCUCCAGUCAGCCUCCAGCACCCGGUCACCAUCACCGGGCCCGUCAACAUUGCCUCCGUCAACAUCCCCGUCUCGGCGCCCAUGAAUAUAGCCCACCCAGUCGCAAUAACGACCCCCAUGCCUAUGAAUAUGGGCGGUCCGCUCAACAUCGCCAUGAGGCCAGUGGAUAGCAUGUCUUUUCUGUCCCAAGUCUUGCCUUCUUCCCCACCCUGGUAAAAAAAACAAAAGAAAAGGAAAGAAAAGAGAGAGAGCAUUGAACUGGCCAGACAGAAAGGGAAAAUGAAGUAAACCAAGAGACUCUUGUCCUCCAUUAUUUGCACCUCAAGCCCAGCUCUUUGUACCGACGAACCACGUUUACUUCUUCAGACCGUGAAGUGAAUAUUUACACGAGCCGCGCGGCCGGUAGGAGCUCCCACAAGUCACAGCUACGUCCCAGCUAAAUGUUAAACGUGGCUGUCAUGAGAUGCAGAAACACUUCGAGUAGGAAAAAAAAAAAUCGAGUAGGAUUUUUAUUUUGAAAUCAGGACAACCGUAAGACUUAGUGUAGUCAGUUAGAAUGAUGAAACUGUGAUUUGUAUCCUGACAGAGGAGAGGAGAGGAGAGGACUCCGUAGGAAAAACACACCUGUGCUUUUGUAAAAGGGAGAUGAGAAAUGGACUGAAGCAAUAACUCUAAAAUUGCUGUUUUUUGAUGUUUUACAAGUUCUCUCCCAAAAACCCUCUGGGUGUUACUUUGUAUUGUUGUUUUUUUAACUAUAGCCUGCUAAUCACUAUCUAUUUAAUGUUAUAGGAAAUGAGUUUAGUAAAAGGGACAGCAGCUUCCACUUGCAUGGAAGAAUAUUUUUUCACAGUGCUAUAGCUUUUUCUUUUUCUUCUCAGAUAGUAGGUAUGCUCUUGAGGUACAGUGACUAACUUGUACAGUUGACAUAGUAAUGUAUUUUCAUGUCAGCGUUUUGAUUUUAGGUUUUUUGUUUUUUUUUUGGUCAUUCAAGCGGAUAUCUCGACACUGUCCUCUUGACAAUGGAAAUAUUUGUACUUUGUUUUCUAUUUGUAUGGAAACUCAACGGUUUGUUUUUAUUUGCCUAUUCGUGGUGUUCAUUUUUAUUUUUAUUUUUCUCUCCAUGAAGUCAGAAUGGAAUGAGUCUUGCACUGAAAGCAUAUCCUACAUACAGGUGAACAGCAGUAUUAUCAAAGAACAAAAUUGGAGUCUUAAGUGUUUCGGUUAGCCAGCCUGCACUUGAGCGCCAUCUAGUGGCUGACCACAGAAAAAAAAGGCCUGGCCUUGUAGUGAAGCUUUUUCAGGCUGUUACUGUCAUCAUAAUGGUGAAUAAUUAGUUCUGUCUGACUCUUGUGUACACUGUUUUUUUUUAUUUGUCAUAGCCCCAAGACGAUACUAAGGACCUCACACUCAGGAAACACACAUAAAAGCCCACUACAUAUGAACUUGGUUAUUUUUUUAAAUUGAUAUCUACCAUGUGUCUUGACAUGUUUUUAUUUUUAAGGUUUCCUAAAUCAUUUGGCAUCGAGGUGUUAAACGACCAGACUUCCAUCAGGGAGAAGAAGAAGUCCAACAAUUAUUGAUUUUUUUUUUUUUAAACAUAACCGUCCAUUUGAAUAAUCAUUUACUGUGCAAUUGCAUAAAUGCUGUACUUUUCUUUUUUUUCCCCACAUUUCUUUAUUUUUUUUAAUUCAAGUUCAUCUCAAGCUGCAGUUACAGGGCUGAGAUCUGGAUGAAUUUGAUAAAAAAUGCAAGUUUUUAUUAUAUAUUUUUUUGUCCAUUAAAAUAAUGUGACAAGAUUGAUGUUGCAUGACCCCAAACACUGUAGCUGUUGAACAUUAACUAUUUUUGAAUGAAUGCUAUGUGAUCUCAACAGUAUUGCAGCUCUUGGAGUGGAUUCAGUUCAGACUGAAAAAAUGCAAUAUGCAUGUUUGUCAUUUUCCCAAGUUUUGUUUUAAACAAAAAAAAAAAAUAGCGUAGAUUUUUUUUUCUUAUGCAUUUACGUAGAUACACUAUGAUAGCUUGUUUGCCAAAUUUGAUACAAUAAUAAUGUCUUAAACUGAACAUUUCUUGUGGAUUUGAACAUUAUUUUUAUUUUCAAGAAAACAAAUAAUUGGAAAUUCCAGGACCCUUGUGAAAGCAGUUGAAUGUAUAUCUUUGUACAAAACUAUUUUAGUUCCAAGGAUAUGGUAGUUACAAUAGAUGUGAAAGAUAAGAUAACCUUUUUUAUAAAUCUUUUGUAUUAGAACAUUAACAAUGGUAAUUUUGUAUAUAUGAGAGGCUAGGCUUUCUGAUUAGCAGAAAGGUCAAAACAUUCCUACAUUUUUUUUAAAUGUAUGUUUGUCAAAUUAUUACAUAAACAUGCGCAAUGUUA
Larimichthys crocea (large yellow croaker) is the source of this 3632-nucleotide messenger RNA. RefSeq names its product vascular endothelial zinc finger 1a (gene vezf1a). Gene Ontology annotation, cellular component: nucleus. The transcript has 5 exons. Gene Ontology annotation, molecular function: sequence-specific DNA binding; DNA-binding transcription factor activity, RNA polymerase II-specific. The coding region runs from base 104 to 1477 and encodes 457 amino acids. The record is from RefSeq and is a predicted model, not a curated record. Gene Ontology annotation, biological process: regulation of transcription by RNA polymerase II. Lineage: Eukaryota; Metazoa; Chordata; Actinopteri; Sciaenidae.